Molecule: messenger RNA, 687 nt
Organism: Ambispora gerdemannii
Lineage: Eukaryota; Fungi; Glomeromycota; Glomeromycetes; Archaeosporales; Ambisporaceae
Source: the annotation of a GenBank genome assembly
AUGUCUUCAAUCAACAUUUCAGAAAUUGCACCUUUUUUGGUCUUCGCGUUAAUAAUGAUGCUCGCUGAGAAGAUCCCUGUUCACCUGAUUUUAGCUGGCAUGUGCUUCGCUAUAUAUGUCAUCAGACAACAACUCACUGCGGAUCUCAAUGCACGUGUGGAAACCAUUAAUAACAUCACCGUCAAUUAUGAAUCUCUUCGUGAUCAGUUGGACCAUGUAACUGAGACGGGUUCCAUAGCCCCAUUAAGAUCUGCACAAUUUGCUGGCUCAUCUAUACCUUCUAUUUCAAAAAGAUCGCUGGAAGAAAUCGCAUCAGAAAAUGGUGAGCUAUCAUCCAAGGCACAGGAGAUGCUCCGUAAUUUUUAUAUGAUGAUAAAUAAUUCGAGUGUGGAACGGUAUUGGACCUCAACUCAAGUAAACGAGGCGCGAAAAGGCUCGUUCAAUGGAAGUGAUCAAAAUAUUGCUAUGGAGCAUGAUACCGCAAUCAAUUCUUUCCGAACCCAAAUUCAGGAACGUUUUAAUAAGCAUCAUUUGUCUUCCGAAGAAGUAUCGAAAAGAGAUGCAUUUUUUUAUCCAGAAUUAUUUAAUGUUACUGCUAGUAUUAUUCUUAUGGAUCUAGACGACGAAAUCGAUAAAUUCUGGUUGAGUCCCAGCGAACAACCGAAUCGAUUUGCAAAAAUCGGAUGA